AUGGCACAACUAACAGCUCGUACCGUUCUGUCUUCACUUUCAAAGCGAACCUUGAUACCUGCUGUUGUCUCACGCCGUUCACUGGCCACAGAGGCUUCACCUGAAGAUUACGGUUAUUACCCAGACCCUCUUGAGCAUGCUACUGGUCGUGAAAAGAAAAUGCUCCUUGCACGUCUUGCUGGAGAUGAUGUGAGUGUUACUGUAUUACGAUUUUUUUUGCGCUUUGUCAUCAUAUUUUUUUUGAUCAAGGGACUUAGGAUUUGA
Cooperia oncophora is the source of this 264-nucleotide messenger RNA. The record is from the annotation of a GenBank genome assembly. NCBI's taxonomy places the organism in Eukaryota, Metazoa, Nematoda, Chromadorea, Rhabditida, Trichostrongylidae.